This is a messenger RNA of Aspergillus affinis, 1842 nucleotides long. RefSeq lists its product as uncharacterized. Gene Ontology annotation, molecular function: zinc ion binding; RNA polymerase II cis-regulatory region sequence-specific DNA binding; DNA-binding transcription factor activity, RNA polymerase II-specific. The record is from RefSeq and is a predicted model, not a curated record. The coding region runs from base 1 to 1842 and encodes 613 amino acids. The transcript has 4 exons. Gene Ontology annotation, cellular component: chromatin. Gene Ontology annotation, biological process: DNA-templated transcription; regulation of transcription by RNA polymerase II. Lineage: Eukaryota; Fungi; Ascomycota; Eurotiomycetes; Eurotiales; Aspergillaceae.
AUGUUGACGAAAGCUGACAAGGUGCUUCCAGACGCGCGUCAGCUCUCUUUCAGUUGUCCAAUUUGCAGCAAAGCCUUUUCAAAGUCGGAGGUUGCGCGACGGCACAGCAAAGCAUGUGCAAAGAAAUACAACCAGCCCUUACCGGCGGCGAGUAAGCCCGGUAGGAAACGGCUGUCUUGCGAUGCCUGUUCGGCCGCCAAGACAGCUUGUGAUAAGAAAUAUCCCUGUUCUCGCUGUCAAUCGUUGAAACGAGGAUGUACCUACGCAGGCCAGGAGGUAGCGUCUCCCGCAGGAGAGGACUGCUCGACCGAUAUCUCAUCGCCAUCAUCUUCUCUGAGAACGGCAACUGUGUCGCCCGCGCCAUCAUCGUUAUCGUUAUCGACCUCGAUUUCUUACUCCUCAAGGCGAGAUGACCCGUUCUCGUUCCUCCGGUAUUUCACGGAUCCGUCUGCAGGUGUGGAUAGACUUGCAAUUGGAAAGACCGCAGAGUACUCGGUCCGGAGGAACCUGGAAGGGCUUUAUUCCCACCUCGAACACGAGCUGGUGCCCGUUCAUCAUUCUCCGACCUUUCUUGGGGACAUUCCUUUCCCUAGUGACUUCCUACCCGUGGGUUUACUAUCUGAUGACUCCUUUUCGCCGAAACUGCUGAAGCAGCUGAACAAUAUUCUGAGAGAGCUGGUUGAAAUUUCCAAGUCAAUGGGUCCUGUCAACGGAGAACAGCAACGGCCACUGGACAUGUUGGAACUAACCUCUCUUUUCACGGCGACAAAUCUGUUUGCUUUCAUUUCAGCUUUCUUUCAUUCGCUGCAUUGGCAUCUGCCCGUGGUUCAUUUCCCGACCUUUGAUCCAGGGAAUGUUUCUAGCUUCUUGCUACUCUCGAUCUGUCUGACUGGCGCAACAUACACUUUCCCAAUGGACGGGACAACCUUACCACCUCGGCUUUUGGAUGUUGCCGAAGAACUCAUUUUCCGACAGAUCACAAAUCUUUCGACACUGCCACCCGUGUCGUUGAAGAAUCCGACGAGACUGCUGCCCACGGUUCAAUUGAUUCAAAGCGCUUUGAUCAUGGAGAUGCUUCAAUUCGGGCAAGACCAAUUAGACACGAGACGACGUAUCCGUAUUAUCCGACAUCCCUGCCUAGUCUCGGUUCUGCGAUCACUGGGGUUUUUCCAGCUAAGGCGAAGCAUGACACCGAGUGUUUGUGAUGACACUACGUGGAGAGAGAUGGUAGCAGAGGAGGCUUGUAUACGGGUCGCAUCUUGGGUCUUCCUUGCGGAUGGAUUCCUUACCGUCUGUUUCAAGAACCAUCCCUCCCUGUCGAGCUUCGAGCUGAACUGCGACUUUCCCUGGCCUACUGAGUUAUGGGAGGCAGACGGUGCAGCUGCCUUCAGUACCAGUGUCGCCUCGCAUGCCGACGCGCCGCCAAUACCACCGCUACGCGAGGCGUUAGGACAAUUGCUCAGUAACUCUAACCCCGGUGAUUCGAUAGCUUGGCGUCGGUCGCCGUCGGUCGAGCACCUCUUGAUAUUAAUAUACGCGAUGAACACACUUGCAUUCCAAGCCAGAGCGGGGUUUCUCGGUUACCUCCCAGCCAAAAGCAUCGAGAACGCAGCUCGAAACUGGAAAGGUAUUUGGGAUUCUACUCUCGCUCGACUCGGCAAAGAACGGUACCUGCUGCUCGGUUAUCCUCAACAUGCGGAGGAGCUCUGGUGUCUAUUGACCGCUACUCUGAAUGCCUCGAACAAACAGCAAGCGUCCAUUCGAUACCUGGAUAGUGCGGCAACCGAUGACCUGGAAGACUUGCAUGAAUUUAUUGAGCGGUGUGGCCCUGCUGGUGGGUGA